GUGGGCCGCGGCCUCGGGAGCCUCCUGGGGUAGGGCAGCCGAGGACCAGGACCCAGCCGCUGAGCUGGGGGGCGGACCUCUCCCCAGGCGAUGGCACCUGCCGUGCUGCCUGGGAGAAUGGAGUCCCAGGGCAGGGUCUGGAAGGCGGGGGAGCAGUGAGCCGGCGCCUGCGUCUGCAUCUGGCCCCGGGUCGCUGCAGGAGUGGCUGGCUGGGGCCGUGAGUCCCCCGGGCCUGCCCCCCACCCCCACCCGUGCCGCCUCCCAUCUGCCCCUGGUGCUGCUUAUCGGGUAACCGGAGCCGCAGCCACGUCCACGCCUGAAACAGGAAGCCCAGCUGGGCCUGGGCACGAGCUGCCACCGCCGCCGAGAGCCGGGGGAUGGAGGAGCAGCAGGCGCUGGCGGCCGCCAAGGGUGGGGAUGUGGCCACCUUGGAGCGGCUGCUGGAGGCCGGCACACUGGGCCCGGGCAUCACCGACAACCUGGGGGCUGGUCUGGUGCACCACGCUGCCCGCGCCGGCCACCUGGACUGCGUCCGGUUCCUGGUGCAGCAGGCCAAGCUGCCCGGCAACCAGCGGGCCCAGAACGGGGCCACCCCGGCACACGACGCUGCCGCCACCGGCCACCUGGCCACGCUGUGCUGGCUGAUCCUCAACGGAGGCUGCGGGCUGCAGGACCGGGACACCUCGGGCGUAUCCCCGCUGCACCUGGCCGCCCGCUUCGGACACCCAGCGCUGGUGGAGUGGCUGCUGCGGGAGGGCCACGCGGCCACACUGGAGACGCUGGAGGGCGCCCUGCCGCUGCACCACGCGGCGGUCAGUGGGGACCUCACCUGCCUGAAGCUCCUGGCUGCCGCCCACGGCAGUGGUGUGAACCGGCAGACCCACAGCGGCGCCUCCCCGCUCUACCUGGCCUGCCAGGAGGGCCACCUGCACCUGGCCCAGUUCCUGGUGAAGGACUGCGGCGCCGACGUGCACCUGCGCGCCCUGGACGGCAUGAGCGCCCUGCACGCAGCCGCCGUGCGCGGCCACUACUCGCUGGUCGUCUGGCUGGUCACCUUCACAGACAUCGGCUUGAUGGCACGGGACAACGAGGGAGCCACAGCCCUGCACUUCGCGGCCCGUGGCGGCCACACACCCAUCCUGGACCGGCUGCUGCUGAUGGGGGCCCCGGUGACCAGGGACUCCUGGGGCGGGACCCCACUGCACGACGCGGCUGAGAGCGGACACGUGGAGUGCUGCCAGACCCUGCUGUCCCAUCACGUGGACCCCUCCCUGAGGGACGAAGACGGGUACACAGCGGCGGACCUGGCAGAGUACCACGGGCACCAGGACUGUGCCCGGUACCUGCGAGAGAUGGCGCGGCCGGUGCCCAUCCUGAUGACGCCCCCGCCUCCGCCCUCCCCGCCCCCGCCGCUGUCGGCCGCGAAGCUCUCCCAGCAGGACGGCGAGAGAGGGGGCCCCGGGCACAGGAGCCCCACGCCCUCUGCACUCAGCCCGGCGUGGCCCGGCCAGCCUGUCCUGAGGGCACCGAUGGACUGCCCCGCACCCCCGAGCAUCCCUGCCAGUGACCCAGCCAAUCCCCUGGGGGCAGAGAGGGCUCUGGGGGACUCCCCCGACAGCCUGGCUGCACUGCGGCUGGACCAGCUGCCCUCGGGGGACCUGGACGGGUUGGUGCCCACGCGAGACGAGCAGGGCCGGCCCAUCCCCGAGUGGAAGCGGCAGGUGAUGGUGCGACAGCUGCAGGCCCGGCUGGGCGAGGAGGACGGCACCGCGGACAUCCAGGAUGGUGGUGGCGGGAGUGCAGCCCCUGCAGAGCCGGCUCCCUGGCGGUACUCACAGGCGCACCAGGCCAUCCUGGGCCCCUUCGGGGAGCUCCUGACGGAGGAUGACCUGGUAUACCUGGAGAAGCAGAUCGCAGACCUGCAGCUGCGGCGCCGCUGCCAGGAGUACGAGAGCCAGCUGGGCAGGCUGGCGGCCGAGCUGCAGGCGCUGCUUCCCGAGCCCCUCGUCAGCAUCACCGUCAACAGCCACUUCCUGCCCCGGGCGCCCGGGCUGGAGGACCAGGGGGACCCGGCACUGGCAGCCCAGCCCAAGGACCCUGCAGAGGCAGGGACGACUGAGCCAGGUGGGCACCCACUGCCCUUCUGGUGCGGCCACAUCGGCCGCCUGGUGCGCAGCCUGUCACUGCUGCUGAAGGGUGUGAAUGGCCUGGCCCAGGGUGAGGAGCCCGCGGCUGCCCUGGGCCCACCGGACACCCACAGGGAGGCGCCCGCCGGCCCAGCCCGCAGCGAGGCCCAGCGCGAGAUCCAGGGCUGGGGCGUGUCCGUGCGGAUGCUGCGUGGCCACUUUGAGUCUGUCCCCGCUGCCAGCCCGCCCUGUGCCCCUAGCCCAGGCCUCUGUGAGGCUGGCUCCCGGCCCGCGCAGUGCAUGGGAGGCUGCUGGCCAGCGGAACCGCAUCCCCGAGGCGGGCCAGCAGGAGGCGAGCCCGGGCCGGGAGACACGGAGGAGGCCAGCGACUCGGGCAUCAGCUGCGAAGAGGCCGCCUCAGAGGCGGGCGCACUGCCCGGGCCGGACCUGGCCAGCCUGCGCAAGGAGCGCAUCGUCACACUCUUUCUCGGCCACUGGAAGCGCUCGGCCUACACACCCGCGCUCAAGACGGCUGCCUGCAGGACCCUGGAGGCCCGGCGCACCCGGCCACAGGGCCUUGAGAGCCUGCGCCCCACAGAGCCACAGGCCCCACAGAGCCUGCGCCCGCCCUCUCCGCCCCCCGGCCCGGGCCCGAGGCUCGGCCACCUGUGGCAGCAGCGCAGCGCCAUUGCCCACCUGUUGGGCAGCUGGAAAGCCAUUCUGGCGCAUGUGCCCGCCCGGCAGCUACGGCGGCUGAGCCGGCGGCCCCGCGGGCCCCUGUCCCCCGAGCAGUUCCUGCCCCACGUGGACGGGGCGCCCGUGCCCUACAGCAGCCUCUCCCUGGACCUCUUCAUGCUGGGCUACUUCCAGCUGCUGGAGUGCGACCUGCCGCCGGAGGAGCGCAAGAUGCGGCACCUGCUGUGCUUCGAGGUCUUCGAGCACCUGGGCGCCCACGGCUGGGAGGCGGUGCGGGCCUUCCACAAGGCCGUGACGGACGAGGUGGCCACCGGCCGCCGCGCCUGGACCGAUGGCUUCGAGGACAUUAAAGCCCGCUUCUUCGGCUCCAGCCAGGGUCCGGCCUGGGACAUGGAGCCCGGCAGAAAGUCAGGGGUGACCCCGCUCGGGCCCCUGCCGCGCCCCUCCGUCCCCAGCAGCGUCCCUGGAAGUGUGCCCAGCAGUGUGCCCGAGCCAGCGGCACAGCGGCCAGGUCCCGGCUCGCAGCGGGGCAGCUUCAACAGCGAGGACAUCUGCGGCUACAUCGACCGCAGCUUUGCCUUCUGGAAGGAGAAGGAGGCAGAGAUGUUCCACCUCGGGGAGUGAGCGCCGCCACAGAUGCCAGCUGGACGGGCAGCCUGGUCCUCCCGCCGCCUCCCUGCCCAGCCCCUGCUCUGCAGAGGGCGGAGGGCCCGGCAUGGUGCCCGCCUGAGCGGGACUGAGCUGGAGCCCUCGGUCGCUGCAGUCACAGGGUCCUAGUGUCCCAUCCCAGCCCAGCGCCCUCUGCCUGGGCACCGGGACCCAGGGUGCCAGCCUGCUUCCUGCUUCCCUUCCGGGGGCUUGAGGGCACGGGUCUGUCCGGUCCUGCCUCUCCCUCCCACUGCCCCCCAGAGCACCAUGGGGCAGAGCUGGAGAGAGCAGACACGGCGACACAGCAUAGAGACCACACUGCCCGCUGUCCAGGCGCAGGGCGGUGGCCCACACAGACUCCCUGCCUCCACACCAGGAGCCACUGCCCUGCUAGUGCCCACCAGGCCCCACCAAGGACCCUGGCCCCGAGGAGGGGCUCCCCAGGCGGCCCCUGCCCCCUAAGCAGCAGGGCCCUGAGAGCGAGGACCGGGGUGCCAACCUCAGCGGACAGCGCCGGGCCACUGUCACGUGGGCACUCAGGUGUUACCAGGCCAUCCCUUCCCCAGCAGCAGAAGGACGGGGAGGAGAUGGGCCCUGCCUCGGGGCCCCUGCUGGCUCAGGCUCCACAGAGCUAGGCCUCAGAAGGACCUGAAGGCUGUCGAGGUGCAGCUCGUCCCCAGCUCCUGGUAGCAGCCGGAAGGAUGGGCCGCCGCGAGGCUUUGGGGUGGGGGCUGUGAAAGGCCCCUGGGCCUGGGUGAGGAGGGGGUUUCCUGACUCCAUGUCCCCCCUGCCCGCGGUCACACAGCUCAGGGUCAAGUAGACAAGGGGACAGGCCACCGCCAGGGGUCUCCUGCAAGGAGCCCUCAGCCCUGGGUUUCGCAGGCCGUGCCCUGGGGAGACAUGAAUUUGGGGUGGCACCAGCAGGGCUGGGCAGGGAAGGGGCACUGACCCUGGCUCCCGGCCACUGCUGGCCACUUACCAUCCCUGGGCCCUGCCACAACCCCCACGGAGACACUCACCUGCAGCUGACCCUGGACCUGCAUUUGCUCAAUAAAUCUCCCAUCCCAGGCCAGCCUUGCUCUCGUGUUAUUGUCCAGGGUCCUGGGAGUGCCCCUGUGCCCAUGCGCCCAGCCCCGGGCGGGCGCCAGACCCAAGCCCACCCUGCCGCUGCAGGCC
Chinchilla lanigera (long-tailed chinchilla) is the source of this 4646-nucleotide messenger RNA. It is a transcript of the gene Espnl, whose product is annotated as espin-like. The record is from RefSeq and is a predicted model, not a curated record. The transcript has 9 exons. Gene Ontology annotation, biological process: actin filament bundle assembly. Bases 378 to 3446 code for a protein of 1022 amino acids. Gene Ontology annotation, cellular component: cytoplasm. Gene Ontology annotation, molecular function: actin filament binding. NCBI's taxonomy places the organism in Eukaryota, Metazoa, Chordata, Mammalia, Rodentia, Chinchillidae.